ACAAACGCCGACCGGACUACGACGAAGUCCCGGAGCUUUCGGAAAAACAAAAAAGCCUCGCGAGUGGCACGCGCCCGUCAGUUGGCUUUCGCAUGCCAAGCAAGUCGUCGGUUUUUCGUGGGCUCGACUUUGAAAUUGUGUUAAUUGGAUUGCGCGCGCGCACACGGCUGCUCUCAAACAUCAAGUGACAAGUUUGUCUACAGGUGCUAUUAAGUGUGACAAUUGCCAAAAUUUCUUGAAGUGCGCGACUAAGUAAAUAGAAAGGUGUGUGAGCAAAACGGUGAUUCCGAUUCAAGCCGUGAAGGUGUGCUGUCAUUAGAGCGGGCUGUUUGUGAUCAGACGCAAUGCACUUCAAACUGAAGUGCCUCUUGGUGCUUGCCAAUCUCUUGUGGUUGGCAGGCUCUCAGCUGGCCCCAAAAUUGGAAACCAUCAAGCAGUGGAACUUACUAUCGUACAACUUCCCAUGGGAUUACCCGUCGAGUAGCAAAGAGUUCUACAAUCCGGAAAACGUGGUGGCAACCGGAAUUGAAGUGGGCUUUGAUAGGAUAUUCAUUGCCACACCUAGGCUGUUCAGUGGUGUUCCGGCAACUUUGUCCACCAUACCACGUGGCACCCAGGGCGAUUCACCGGUCCUUCAAGCCUAUCCCAACUGGUCCCAUCACACGGCUGGCACGAAGGAAUACAACUGCUCCGACAUUGGUUUGGUAUCAGUUUACCGGGUCCGGAUCGAUUCCUGCAACCGACUGUGGGCCCUGGAUGCCGGAGUUUCACGAUCCCUGGAGGAUUUCGAAGUCACAUGUCCACCAAAGAUUCUGAUAUACGAUCUGCAUACCGACCAGGUGGUUCGCCGAAUUGAUUUCCCAGCGGAAGUGGUGCGUCGCGAAUCGCUGUACACCAAUCUGAUUAUCGAUGAAACCACGGCCCGGCCGGAAAAUAACUGUGACGAUGUGUUUGUCUACAUUACCGACACUGUUGCCCCAGGAAUCGUCGUCUACGAUAGUGGAAAGGAUCUGACCUGGCGUGUGAGCCACCCGGCUAUGUAUCCGGAUCCGGACUUUGCCGAGUCGACUAUCAUGGAGCAUCGCUUCACGCUGAUGGAUGGCGUCGUGGGUCUGGCCUUCGACCCGGAAGCGGGUAUCAUCUAUUUCCAGCCGCUUGCAACCGACAGAUUAUUUUCCGUAGCCACAUCCGCUCUCCGAUCUGGUCCUCUACCUUUCGGAAAGGAUCUUCCAGUGAAACUGGUUGGGCGUAAAUCAUCCCAAGGUAUUGGUUUGGCAGUUUCGCCACGAGGUGGAACAAUUUACUACGCACCACUUACGGAAACGGCCGUUGCCUCAUGGAACCCUCGAACCAACGAACAUCAAAUCCUUGCUCAAGAUCCGGAAAGUAUCCAAUUCGCUGCUGACAUCCGGACUCCAGCUCGUGAUGGCAACGCUUUGUACAUCAUCACAUCCAAAUUCCACCGAUUCUUCUUGAAAAAUCUUAAUCCGAACGAGUUCAAUACCCGAAUUCUUCGAAUCGAAGGGGUGGUUUCUCCAACUCCGGUACCUGUCGCCACACCCACUCCUUACACAGGCAACUUCCAGACGAAUGCCCCUUACUAUAACCUGCCAACUGCACCAUCCACUGUUGCCUUGCCUUUCAAACCCUUGCACGAUCCACGAAUCCCGGUUCAGAAAAUAGUUCCACAGAAGGCCGCCAACACCAAAACUUAUGCACUGGUGCAGAAUUAUUAUCCCUUUCCCAUCAACAAACAGCCCUACAGUUACGAACCCGUUCCGAUGAUUGAUCGUACGAAAACUAAUCCUUUCUUCGCCUUGAACAGUGGCGAAAAACCAUUCCCUCCUCCACAUCACCCACGGCCUCAAUAUGGACUAAAUGGAGAAAUUUUCUUCCCUAAAAUUAACCCACACUUCAACGACUUCAAUGGUCUAAGAUACGCGAAAAGUUUGAGAUUGAAUCCGGUGCGCCCGUACUAGUUCGAACAAUAUUCAAACCAAAAUUUUCGAAAAAAAAAAUCUUCAUAACUGUGGACAAAACCCUCAAAAAUACCAUUGGUUCUCUCUUCCGUUUUUUUGGCAUCGAAAAGAGAGAUUAUUCCGAAUGGAUAUAUACAUACGUGCCCCCCCCCCGAAAAACCGCAUGCUAGUGUAAAUAGUUCAACGAAAAACCAUGCAACGACCAUUUCUCCCCGGGUUCGAAAUUCUCUAUUUAUUACCUUCAGUUUUUCAGUACUCUUUCUUUCAUCUAAUACGUUUUCUGUCCGAACGUAUACCCUGUAAAGUUAGUUUAAGCCGAACGAAAUACUCAAAACUGUUUCUCAAUUCGAAAAUUGUAUACUCGACAAUCAUUUUUAUUUUAGUUUCCCUGAAUCCAAAUUAAAAUAUGUGAAGCCAUAGUUUAAUGCAUUUUUCAACUACUUCGUUUCAAAAUAGUUACGUAUAUUCUCAUCGAACAAUCUAAGAAGAAAAAAAAACAUCUCAAACUCCCCAAACCAACGUUUUCAACACGACGCAAGACUAUCCAAAUAGUAAACCUUAUGACUUUUUAGGAAAUUGUAAAUAUAGAAAAGGACUUCAUACAAACGCAAAAAAUAGAUUCCACCGGUAAACAAAAGGUGUUCAUGAAAAAAUCAAGUGGGGGCGAAAUAGGUACAACACGUUUGUUAAGUUCUUAAGUUGGUAUAGUUAAAUGCACACAAAUGAUUGUCCCAAAUAAAUUAUUGACAAAAUUUAGCUCAAUGGAAAGUUAAUAAAACAACUUAGUAAUUA
This is a messenger RNA of Uranotaenia lowii, 2771 nucleotides long. RefSeq names its product major royal jelly protein 1-like. The record is from RefSeq and is a predicted model, not a curated record. The transcript has 5 exons. NCBI's taxonomy places the organism in Eukaryota, Metazoa, Arthropoda, Insecta, Diptera, Culicidae. Gene Ontology annotation, cellular component: extracellular region. Bases 345 to 1979 code for a protein of 544 amino acids.